AAUGGGUUCUUUCUUCUUCUUCUUCAUGUUGUCAUGGGUUUUAGGAGGGUUCUUCUUCAGUUGCAGAGCUGCAAGCAUCUCUCUGCAACUCAACGAUGAUGUUUUGGGUCUCAUAGUCUUCAAAGCCGGCAUUCAAGACCCAACCUCUUCUCUCUCUUCAUGGAGUGAAGAUGAUGACUCCCCAUGUCACUGGAACUUCGUACAAUGCGACCGGAACAGUGGUCGAGUCACCGAGGUUUCUCUUGAUGGAUUAAGUUUAUCAGGAAAGAUCGGUAGGGGUCUCGAAAAGUUGCAGAAUUUGCAGGCUCUUUCUCUCUCUAACAACAACUUUUCAGGGACCAUAAACCCGGAGCUGGCUCGCAUCGAAAGCUUGAGGAGACUGAAUCUCAGUCGAAACAGUCUAUCUGGUUCCAUUCCACCAAGCCUUGGCAACAUGAGUUCAAUUCAAGUUUUGGACUUCUCCGAGAAUUCUCUCUCUGGAACAAUCCCCGAUUAUGUCUUCAAUAACUGUUUCUCUCUCCGUUUUGUUAAUUUGGGGGGUAACUCUUUUGAGGGGAGCCUCCCUUACACAUUGUCAAAAUGCAUGUUCUUGGGUGGGUUAAAUCUCUCUUCAAAUCAUCUCCAAGGUGACCCUGACUUUGUUAAUGGAAUCUGGUUAUUGAAGAGGCUUAGAGUUUUGGAUCUCUCUAACAAUGGCUUCUCAGGCCCUGUUCCAGAAGGUGUUGCAGGCCUUCACAACCUCAAAGAGCUACAUUUACAGGGAAAUUUAUUCUCUGGUAGCUUACCCUUAGACAUUGGUUUUUGCAUCCAUUUGAUGCACUUGGAUUUCAGCAAUAACAUUUUUAGUGGGGCUCUUCCGUCCUCUUUCCAAAGCCUCACUUCUCUCUCUUACCUCAGCUUAGCUGGGAAUAACUUGAUGGGGGAGCUUCCUCCAUGGAUUGGUAACAUGAAGAGCCUUCAAUACUUGGAUUUUUCGAGCAAUGGCUUCAAGGGCAUUCUUCCUGAUUCAUUGGGCAACCUUAAAUUAUUGAGCUAUCUCAGUUUGUCUCAUAACAGCUUAUCUGGUUCGAUUCCUGAGUCUCUAGCCAAGUGUGACAGGCUUUCAGAGAUACGUUUUAGAGAUAAUUUGUUCAAUGGGACUAUGGCCCUUCUUCCGUUUGAGUCCCUUCAAGUGCUUGAUCUCUCUAAAAACGACCUUAGAGGAAGCAUUCCACCUGAAAUAAUAUUCUGUUCUAACUUGACUUAUUUCAACUUGUCUUGGAAUAGUUUGGAUUCAAGAAUACCACCAGAGCUUGGAGAUUUGCAUAUGUUAUCAGAAUUGGAUCUUCGCUAUAGUGGCCUUCAUGGUUCGAUUGCUGAAAAUUUAUGCAGCUCCAAAAGCCUCUCGGUCCUAGCAUUGGAUGGUAAUUCCCUGAGUGGCCCAAUACCACAAGAGAUUGGAAGUUGUUCGAACCUUUACGUUCUGAGCUUAUCAAACAAUAGCUUAAAUGGUUCAAUUCCAUCAUCACUGUUGAAGUUGCAGAAGCUUGAGGUCCUCAACAUGGCCCUUAACAAACUAAGUGGAGAGAUACCACAAGAACUUGGAGGCCUAGAGAGCCUCGUAGCUGUGAACCUUUCUUAUAACCAACUAACCGGCAGGCUCCCAAGUGGAGGCAUAUUCCAGAGCCUAGACCAGAGUUCACUAGAGGGAAAUCUUGGCAUUUGCUCUCCAAUCUUGAAUGACCAACCCUGCAAAAUGAAUACCCCAAAACCAUUAGUUCUCGACCCCAAUGCUUAUGAUGGAGUAGCAGGCACCAUAGUUCCAGAUCUGAGGAAUUCUGGUAAAUCAAAGCGUAAAGAAUUUCUCAGUGUCUCAGCCAUCAUAGCGAUAUCUGCUGCUUCUCUCAUAAUUCUCGGAGUUUUGGUCGUGACCCUUCUGAAUGUUUCGGCUCAAAGGAGGGCCCCAAACAACAUACCCAUUGAUUCUCUGUCGUCUGGUGGUUCCAAGUGCUCUAAUCAAGCCAUGGGUAGGCUCGUUAUGUUUGAGGCAGGGUCUGAAGACUGGGUUAACAAUGCUCAGUCACUCUUGAACAAGGCCUCAGAAGUGGGUCGAGGAGCUUUUGGAACACUCUAUAAAGCAACAGUAGGAGAGGGAAGAGUUGUUGCCAUUAAAAGACUUCCCUCUUCAAAUCUAUCAUUAUCAGAGGAGGAUUUCGAUAAUGAGGUUCGAAACCUUGCGAGAGCUCGGCACCCCAAUUUGGUCGGCCUCAAGGGUUACUACUGGGCCCCACAGUUGCAGCUGCUAAUUUCUGAAUUUGUUCCUGGAGGAAGCCUCCAUGAGAGGCUUUUUUCCGGCAAAAGCCCAUCUCUUUCAUGGGCUAUUCGGUUCAAGAUAGCCCUAGGAGUAGCAAAAAGCUUGGCUCAUCUCCACCAUGCCUGUCGCCCAACAAUUGUCCAUUAUGGUCUCAAGCCUAGCAAUGUUUUGCUUGAUGCAAAUUGCAUCCCAAAACUAUCUGACUAUGGGCUUGUGAGGCUUUUCUCGAGUCUAGGCAAACGUGGGCUUAGCAUGAGCCCAGGUUAUAUGGCUCCUGAGCUCACUUGUGGGAGCUUGUGCGUCAACGAAAAGUGUGAUGUGUAUAGUUUUGGUGUGUUAUUGCUUGAGAUAGUGAGUGGAAGGAGGGCUGUCGAGUACAGAGAGGACGAUAUGGUUAUGCUUUGUGAGGAUGUGAGGUCUAUGGUAGAAAGAGGAAGGGGAUUAGAAUGUGUUGAUAUGAAAAUGGAGGAAUAUGCCGAGGAGGAGGUGGUGCCAUUGUUGAGGCUUGGACUUGUUUGCACAUCUCAGGUGCCUUCGAGUAGGCCUUCGAUGGCAGAGGUGGUUCAAAUAUUGCAGGUGAUCAAGACCCCAGUUCCUGAGAGAAUGGAAGUCUUCUGAGAAUGUAUAUCAACUCUGCUUGGUGAUAAUGCCUUUCUCUCCCUCUCUGUCUGUCCUUCUCUAAUUCAUUUCGAGUUUUCUAGUGUAAAUUUUUAUGUACUGCAUCUCUAUUUUUUGUGUCCUUCAUUGCGCUCUCUCUCUCUCUCUGCGCUCUCUCUCUCUCUCUCUCUCUCUGAUCACAUUAUUUGUAGUGGUGGUGGACUUACUGUAAUGGCGAAAGAUUUUAAGAACCUGCAUUUUAAAUUGUUAGUGGAA
Molecule: messenger RNA, 3166 nt
Organism: Amborella trichopoda
Lineage: Eukaryota; Viridiplantae; Streptophyta; Magnoliopsida; Amborellales; Amborellaceae
Product: Leucine-rich receptor-like protein kinase family protein
Biological process (GO): protein phosphorylation
Molecular function (GO): protein kinase activity; ATP binding; protein binding
Source: RefSeq, a predicted model, not a curated record